Molecule: messenger RNA, 1358 nt
Organism: Dermatophagoides pteronyssinus (European house dust mite)
Lineage: Eukaryota; Metazoa; Arthropoda; Arachnida; Sarcoptiformes; Pyroglyphidae
Product: pre-mRNA-splicing factor RBM22
Cellular component (GO): U2-type catalytic step 2 spliceosome; Prp19 complex; U2-type catalytic step 1 spliceosome
Molecular function (GO): metal ion binding; pre-mRNA binding; U6 snRNA binding
Source: RefSeq, a predicted model, not a curated record
AAUGGUGUUAAUGGUGGAAAAUAUUGGAUUCUGAUCGUGCUCGAAUUCAGUUUAGAAAAAAUUUUAUUUUGAUUUAAAAAUUGUUUCGGUUUUCAAUAAAUAAAGAUGGCUAUGUCCAAAGGAACUUCGCAUUAUAACCGGCAGGUUUGGGAAGAUGAAUCUUUCCCGAUUUUGUGUCAAACUUGUCUAGGUGAUAAUCCAUUUCUAAGAGUCAUGAAAGAAAAAUAUGGAGCCGAAUGCAAAGUGUGUAAUAGACCAUUCACAACAUUUCGAUGGUGUCCAGGAUCAAAAAUGCGAUAUAAAAAAACUGAAAUUUGUACCAUAUGCGCUCGGGCAAAAAAUAUCUGUCAAACUUGUUUAUUAGAUUUACAAUAUGGCCUACCAGUACAAGUUCGUGAUGAAGUACUUGGGACAAAGUUAGAGCUACCGAAAUCUGAAAUAAAUCGUGAAUACUAUUCACAGAUGCUCGAUCGUGCGGUACAAAAUUCUGAUGCAACCGAAGCAUUUGGGGCCCUUAAAGAUGCGCCUACGUCAGAUGUUCUUAAUAAAUUGGCUAGAAAUUCGCCUUAUUACAAAAGAAAUGCUCCACACAUUUGCAGUUUUUGGGUUAAAGGUGAAUGCAAAAGAGGUGAAGAAUGUCCGUAUCGUCAUGAAAAACCAUCCGAUCCAAGUGAUCCUCUUUCCGACCAGAAUAUCAAAGAUCGUUAUUUUGGUGUAAACGAUCCUGUAGCCGAAAAAUUAUUGAAACGUGCCGCCGAAAUGCCAAAGCCUAUACCACCUGAAGAUAAGUCCAUAACUACCUUAUAUAUCGGUAACGUUAACGAACAAAUUGAAGAAAGUGAUUUACGUGAUUAUUUCUAUCAAUUUGGAGAGAUACGUUCAAUCAACAUAGUACGGAAGUCAAAUUGUGCAUUUGUACAGUUCACGACUAGACAAGCGGCUGAAGAGGCUGUCAAGAAAGCAUUCCAACGUCUAAGCAUAAAAGGUACUAAAUUAACAAUAAGAUGGGGCAAAUCGCAAGGCAAACGUAAAACCGAUGAAGAUGAAGAUGAACGAAACAAACCAGGUCCCAGUAGUAAGCAGCACAAAGUUGCUUCAGUACCUGGGUUGCCUGCUGGUACACCAGAUUAUUUUGGAUUAGUUCCAGCUUUAAAUCCACCUAGCAUAGGUUCUUCAUCUUCAUCUAGCGUCUAUUAUCCAUCACAGGAUCCAUCCAGAAUGGGUUCAAUUUCAAUGAAAAAAUCAUAUAAAGAUCAUUGAUUGUAUUUCAUAAUCACCGCUUCAUUUUUGCAUCAUAAAGAUAACUAAAUUAAAAACAUCGAAUACCAUUUUUAAAAAAUAAAGUUUUAUUAUGUUUA